Molecule: messenger RNA, 1299 nt
Organism: Diaporthe batatas
Lineage: Eukaryota; Fungi; Ascomycota; Sordariomycetes; Diaporthales; Diaporthaceae
Exons: 2
Coding region: 1-1299 (432 amino acids)
Source: RefSeq, a predicted model, not a curated record
AUGGAACGGCUUUGCACAUGUUGGGAAUAUAAGGUUUCAGAGCAAGUCCAUACAAUCAGAACAAAUACAAAUCCUCAUCUCAAUACUUGCUGCACUCUUACCCGUAUCAUUUUGACAGAGCAAAAGAUUACUCUCAUGGCACAUGAACCAGACGACUCAGCGGCGCCUUCAACCUCUACCAAGAGAGAAUUACUGCAAGUCGACAAACCGGAGAACCGAUUCGUUGAUCGACCAGAGCAGGCAACUGAAGCCCAGAAAAGCCGUACUGGCACGCAAUUCACAGAAUGCAAUAUAUUUCGACACGACAUCCCAGAGCAAGACCAGACACUGCUCACCGAAAAGUUGAGGGCGCUCCACGCCCAUGAAGACCCAUUCUCACUACCACCUCCAGACAUCGAACGUCUCGCACAGACAUGCCUCGGGUGGAUCAUCAACGAACAUGUCCCACCACAUGAGACAGACUUCGUGUCCCAGCUCACGAGCCACGCCUUAGCCCGAGCCCUCGAAGACGGCCUGGACAAGGUAACAGCCUCGCGGUUCCAGGAUUUCGUCCUGGCCACGACCCUCGCAUACACCGCAUGGCGAGACCACAGAGACCCAGCACAGCGACUGUCAAUCCGCGACCUGCACCGAACGAGCUACCUAGCCGGCUCAUCACUUCUGCAGAAUCUGGACCGCCACCUCGACCCAGCCACGCUCGAGGGAUGCCCGAGACCGACGCUCCAGGCACUAUUCCUCGUUCUGUUUGGCACAAUAUUGGGCGUGGCCUACUCGACACAAAUAGGGGCUGGACCACCAAGACUCUCAGCGGACCUGUCCGGAAAGGUCCUCACGGAGAGCCCAACGCCGUACGUCAACAUGAAGGAGCGCCUCUGCCACCUGCUCGCCGACAGGCUGGCGCUCCUGGCUCAGCUCCUCUGGGACAGCAAGGCCGAGGCCGCGGAAACAACACGCGCGCGCGUUCUUGACGGGUGUCUCAUGGGCCGGUGGGCCCGGGCCGGGUCCGGGUCCGGGCGAUGGGCCUGGGGCAACCUGAUGCCUCACUACGCGUGGCCGGCGCCGAGCGACUACUCGCUGGACUGGCUCGUGCAACGCCCGGGUGGGACGUUCCAGCCUGUGCCGCGUGCCGCCAUGAUGUGGUGCCCUGAGGUCUUGAGUCCGCUGAUGCCGAGGAUGGAUACGUCUGACAGGGGGAAGCGGAGGUCCAUGCUGAUUGUUGGUCCGACAACGCAUGGACAGCAUAUGUACACCCGCAUGAGGACACACGCUGGAUCUGAGGGACCGCCGCUUUUCGUAUAA